Dovyalis caffra is the source of this 813-nucleotide messenger RNA. The record is from the annotation of a GenBank genome assembly. NCBI's taxonomy places the organism in Eukaryota, Viridiplantae, Streptophyta, Magnoliopsida, Malpighiales, Salicaceae.
AUGCCAUUUUGGCAAACAAACAAUGCCAAUGCCAAUGCCAGUGGCAAUGGAAAUGCCACUUCUUCUUCUACUACCACUACUUCUUCUUCUUCAACAUCUUCAAGUUCCAUGAGUAGUAAUAACAGUAAUGGAAACAAUGGUUGUCAACAGAGCCAAAGUAACCAGCUUGGAGAGGCAAGAUCGGCUCUUUAUUAUUCGACCAAUGCAAUGUCAUUUGUUACUAAGUCUUUGUUGCCUACUAGAAGAAGACUCAGGCUUGAUCCUCCUAACAAGCUCUUCUUUCCUUAUGAACCGGGUAAACAGGUUAGGAGUGCAAUUGGGAUAAAAAACACUUGCAAGUCUCAUGUAGCUUUCAAGUUCCAAACAACUGCACCAAAGAGCUGUUACAUGCGCCCUCCUGGGGCUAUACUUGCUCCGGGCGAAAGUCUAAUUGCAACUGUAUUCAAGUUUGUUGAGCCUCCAGAGAGCAAUGAGAGACUAUUGGAUCAGAAGAGCAGGGUUAAGUUCAAGAUCAUGAGCUUGAAAGUGAAAGGAGAAAUGGAAUAUAUUCCUGAGAUGUUUGACGAGCAGAAGGAUCAAGUAGCUGUCGAGCAAAUUUUGCGAGUUGUUUUUCUUGACGCAGAAUGUCCUAGCCCUGCACUGGAAAAACUUAAAAGGCAGCUGGCUGAGGCCGAAGCUGAGCUCGAGGCACGCAAGAAGCCUCCAGAAGACGCAGGCCCCCGAGUUGUUGGCGAAGGACUUGUUAUAGAUGAGUGGAAAGAGCGGAGGGAAAGAUACCUGGCACGCCAGCAGGUUGAAGUUGAUUCUGUGUGA